Messenger RNA from Phymastichus coffea, 1842 nucleotides. It is a transcript of the gene Rcd5, whose product is annotated as microspherule protein 1. The coding region runs from base 143 to 1510 and encodes 455 amino acids. Lineage: Eukaryota; Metazoa; Arthropoda; Insecta; Hymenoptera; Eulophidae. The transcript is spliced from 6 exons. Gene Ontology annotation, cellular component: MLL1 complex; Ino80 complex; NSL complex. The record is from RefSeq and is a predicted model, not a curated record. Gene Ontology annotation, molecular function: G-quadruplex RNA binding; protein binding. Gene Ontology annotation, biological process: positive regulation of transcription by RNA polymerase II.
GGCGCCAUGGCGGUGAGAAACACAACAAAAGUAACGAGCACUUCUUAAAAACUUGUUUAUCGCUUGUUUUUCACGAAAUUUCAUUGAAACACAUCGCAAUUGUGGUCUAUUGAUGCACUAGUCCGAAUGCGACAUCACAACAAUGGCUUUGAAUCUGCCUAUAGACUCUUCACCUUUGGAUUCUAUGGGAACCAAAAGAAGAAGUUCAUCUCGAACGAUCAAACGCAAGAAAUUCGAUGACGAAUUAGUGGAAACCACCUUUAAUCUUCAACCAUCUACUGCAACACCGAAAUCCAAUCCAAGAUCACGUACAGUAUCGAGUUCAUCUGGGCCAUUAGAUGUUUUGCCCCAACCAGCUCUACCAAGUCCAGUGCCACCAGUACCCAUUUCACUGAUUCCUCAGCCAGAUCGUUCCAAUCGUAGACCUAGUAGACCCAGUGGUUCAAGCCACAGUAGCAGGAAGAACAAAAAACACAAACAUCAUCCCCAUUCAGUAAACUCUACAAAAGAUCUUGGUCGAUGGAAACCAACAGAUGAUUUGGCUCUUAUAACCGGUGUUCAGCAGACUAAUGAUUUAAGAAUGGUGCAUCGUGGAACAAAAUUUUCUUGUCGAUUUACUCUUCAAGAAAUUCAGCAAAGAUGGUAUGCUCUUUUGUAUGAUAGCGCAGUAUCUCGAGUGGCUGUACAGGCAAUGCGAAAUUUACAUCCAGAAUUGAUUGCAAGUGUUCAAGCUAGAACUCUGUACAGCAAAAAUGAAGAAGACUUACUUGGAACAAUAAAAUCUGGCUCACAUCCUUCUUUAGAAACUUUUCAGAAUUUAUUAGAAAUGAAUGCUCAAACAUUUUAUCCAGCUAGAACAGCAAAAGCCCUAAUGGCUCAUUGGCAACUAAUGAAACAGUAUCAUUUAAUUCCAGACCAAUCUAUUCAAACUUGCACUAGAACAGAAAGUAUUUUAAAUUUUUCUGAUGCUGAAGAAAUGAUCAAUGAUGCUGAAUUAAUUGAUCAAAAAGAUGAAGUUCUUGACAGUGAAUUACAAAUGAUGGACAGAAAAAAUAAAAAGGAAAUAAGAGUGUUGGAGAAUGAAUUAGGAAGAUGGCAAGUACUGGUGGACAAUGUCACAGGAAAUAUUCAGCCAGACUUUGAUAAUCAAACAUUAGCAGUACUUAGAGGAAGGCUGGUUAGAUAUCUUAUGAGAUCACGUGAGAUCACAGUCGGUCGUUCUACAAAAGAUCAUACUGUAGAUGUCGAUCUAGGUUUGGAAGGUCCAGCUUGGAAAAUAUCACGACGUCAAGGUACUAUACGUUUAAGAAACAAUGGUGAUUUCUUUUUGGCAUCUGAAGGCAAAAGGCCAAUAUUUGUUGACAGUCGACCAAUACUUGCUGGAAAUAAAAUGAAGCUUAACAAUAACAGUGUUAUCGAGAUUGCUGGAUUGAGAUUUAUUUUUUUGAUUAAUCAGGAACUAAUAUCAGUUAUAAGACAAGAAGCAGCCAAACUGAAUUUGAAUCCAUAAGUGAAUUUUUAGUUUUUAUCAGGCUAAUAACCAAUGUUGUAAAUACAUAAUUAAGUUUAUAGUUCCUUUAAUAACUUUUAAUCUACUAAACUUAGAAAGUGUCAAUUGAUGUAAAGAACAAAAUGGCUUUUAAUUUUCAAAUAUUGAUUUAUUCGUAAGUACUGUAAAUCUUUUAAUUUAAUGUAACACUUUAAUGAUGAAAAAAAAACCGUGAUUCAGUGGAAAAAAUUUCUUUGUUUAUUUUUCAUUAUUUUACUGAUUCUUAAUUAUCUCGAAUUGAAAUUAUAUGUAAAAAAACGUAGGGGAAGUUAUUCUUGUACAGUAGCGUAUUA